Rodentolepis nana is the source of this 540-nucleotide messenger RNA. The record is from the annotation of a GenBank genome assembly. NCBI's taxonomy places the organism in Eukaryota, Metazoa, Platyhelminthes, Cestoda, Cyclophyllidea, Hymenolepididae.
AUGGAAGAUCAGGUGGAAGUCACCACGCGCCCUCUGGGCCACACUACGCACACCAUUCACAGGCGCGGUCCUGCUACUGCACCACGUGGGGGCUUUUGGCUGCUGAGUUUCCCCCCUGACCCAUUACACCCCUCCUUAGGCAACCUGGAGACCACUGCCUUCCGACAGGAUCCCCAUAUCGACGCCGCGCUUAGCACGGACGCCCGAUCCACAUGCGCGCACGCAGGUUGGAGCUCCCAGCGACGGCAGUUUCAACCACCCGGCCUCCAAGUUGCUGGAUUACAGGCGCACGCCGCUACGCCCAGCCGCUCGCUAACCCCAGCUCUUUGCACUUACGCGCUCCUCUCGCAACUUUUCUCACUCUCAGCCCCAACUACUCACUUGCUUUCAGUAACAUCUUACUACCUUCCAUCUUCACUCGCCAUCUGCAUUCCACCUUCUUGCCAUCGACCGUUCUCGCUCUCACCCUUUCUUCCUACCACUUUAGUCGUGCUGACGUAUGCACAUUUCACCUCUGCUUUUUAUCAAACGAAUAAGUAG